CAUGCUUGAGGGCGCCGAGUUCUACUUUAACGUGGACCAUGGCUACCUGGAAGGCCUGGUGCGAGGGUGCAAGGCCAGCCUCCUGACCCAGCAGGACUACCUCAACCUGGUCCAGUGCGAGACCCUGGAAGCACUUACUUGGCAUUCAAAAACACUGCCAUUUAGAGGAUGCCUGGCAUGGUCUUCUGGAAAUGAUGUUGGAUUUUAAGAGUAAGAAGAUCCAUCUCCUAAUUCGAGCCUUACUACUCUAUAACUCCACCACUCAGCCCUAUUGAGACUCCAUUUCUUCAUCUAUAAUAAAAGGGUAUUAUUGAUGAUUGCCCAUUCCACCUCCCGUACCCAUGAUGUGAAAAUUCAUCUCCAGACCACUGAUUAUGGAAACUUCUUGGCUAAUCAAACAAAUCCUCUUACUGUUUCCAAAAUUGACACGGAGAUGAGGAAAAAGCUAUGCAGAGAAUUUGAAUAUUUCCGGAAUCAUUCCCUGGAACCCCUGAGCACGUUUUUUACAUACAUGACGUGCAGUUACAUGAUAGACAAUGUGAUUCUACUGAUGAACGGUGCAUUGCAAAAAAAACCUGUGAAAGAAAUUCUGGCCAAGUGCCACCCAUUGGGCCGUUUCACGGAAAUGGAAGCAGUCAACAUUGCGGAGACACCUUCUGAUCUCUUUAAAGCCGUUCUGGUGGAAACACCAUUAGCUCCAUUCUUUCAAGACUGUAUGUCUGAAAAUACCCUUGAUGAACUGAAUAUUGAGUUACUGCGCAAUAAACUGUACAAAUCUUACCUCGAGGCAUUCUAUAAAUUCUGUAAGAAUCAUGGUGAUGUCACAGCAGAAAUCAUGUGUCCUAUUCUUGAGUUUGAGGCUGACAGACGUGCUUUUAUCAUCACUCUUAACUCCUUUGGCACUGAACUGAGCAAAGACGACCGGGAGACCCUCUACCCGACCUGUGGCAAGCUCUACCCUGAAGGGUUGCGCCUUUUGGCUCAAGCAGAAGACUUUGAUCAGAUGAGGAGAGUAGCAGACCAUUAUGGAGUGUACAAGCCUUUGUUUGAGGCUGUGGGUGAUGGCAGUGGAGGAAAGACAUUGGAGGAUGUGUUUUAUGAGCGUGAGGUACAAAUGAACGUGCUGGCAUUCAACAGGCAAUUCCACUAUGGUGUGUUUUACGCAUACACAAAGCUGAAGGAACAAGAAAUGAGAAAUAUUGUGUGGAUAGCAGAAUGCAUUUCACAAAGACAUCGAACCAAAAUUAACAGUUACAUUCCAAUUUUAUAACCCAAUGUGGGGCCUCCAAUGCAGAACAUCUUAAAUAUUAAGAAGAGCUUCCAAGGAAAAUAAAAAGAAUUGUGUUGUGUUAUCGGGGUUACACAAAAAUAAUUCACAUUGCAGCUUCAUGAGUUGCAGACCCACUAGAAACAUAGUAAACCAACAGAAACAAAGUGAUUCUUUUUUUUUUCCAGCAGCCUUAAAUUUUGUUUCAACAUUUAUGUCUCACUCUUUACCAGACCUUAGACAUUAAUUCUAAUUAUCAACCCUUUGGUACUUUU
Messenger RNA from Mirounga angustirostris (Northern elephant seal), 1542 nucleotides. RefSeq names its product ATPase H+ transporting V0 subunit d2 (gene ATP6V0D2). Gene Ontology annotation, biological process: vacuolar transport; vacuolar acidification; proton transmembrane transport. The transcript is spliced from 9 exons. Bases 314 to 1270 code for a protein of 318 amino acids. Gene Ontology annotation, molecular function: proton-transporting ATPase activity, rotational mechanism. Gene Ontology annotation, cellular component: plasma membrane proton-transporting V-type ATPase complex; lysosomal membrane; proton-transporting V-type ATPase, V0 domain. The record is from RefSeq and is a predicted model, not a curated record. Lineage: Eukaryota; Metazoa; Chordata; Mammalia; Carnivora; Phocidae.